This is a messenger RNA of Mauremys reevesii (Reeves's turtle), 1825 nucleotides long. RefSeq names its product claudin 15 (gene CLDN15). The transcript has 5 exons. Gene Ontology annotation, cellular component: bicellular tight junction; plasma membrane. NCBI's taxonomy places the organism in Eukaryota, Metazoa, Chordata, Testudines, Geoemydidae. Gene Ontology annotation, molecular function: structural molecule activity. The record is from RefSeq and is a predicted model, not a curated record. Gene Ontology annotation, biological process: cell adhesion; bicellular tight junction assembly. The coding region runs from base 131 to 808 and encodes 225 amino acids.
CGUCAGGCCGCCUGUGGUUUUACCUGGCGGGCCGCUCCGGGCUGAGCCAUCCGCCGCUCGCCCUGCGUGUGCGCUCCAGCUCCGUGCGCCCCUGCCCGUGCGCUCCGCUCCACUCCGUUCCGAGCGCGCCAUGGCCGCGGCGGUGGAGGCGGGGGGCUUCUUCCUGGGCACGCUGGGCUGGGGGCUGCUGGGGGUGACGCUGCCCAACAGCUACUGGCGGGUGUCCACGGUGGACGGCAGCGUGAUCACCACCUCCACCCUCUUCGAGAACCUCUGGCAGAGCUGCGCCACCGACUCCACCGGCGUCUACAACUGCCGGGACUUCCCCUCCAUGCUGGCGCUGUCCGGCUACCUGCAGGCCUGCCGGGCCCUGAUGAUCACGGCCCUGCUGCUCGGCGGCCUGGCCGCCCUCUGCGCCGUGGUGGGGAUGAAGUGCACCAAGGUGGCGGACGGGAACCCCGAGGCCAAGGGCAAGAUGGCGGCCGCCGGGGGCUGCAUGUUCAUCCUGGCGGGGCUGUGCGGGAUGGUGGCGCUCUCCUGGUACGCCUUUAACAUCACCCGGGACUUCUUCGACCCGCUCUUCCCCGGCACCAAGUACGAGAUCGGCCCGGCCCUGUACCUGGGCUGGAGCGGGUCCCUGCUGGCCAUCGUCGGGGGCGGCUGCCUGCUGGGCUCCUGCUGCGCCCACUCCUCGCGGGACAAGAGCUUCAGCUACCACCACAGCGGGCCCAGGGCCGGCCCCCAGCGCCUGCGCAGAGGCUCGGACGGCAGCAGUGGCGGGCAAUAUGGCAAGAACGCCUACGUUUAGGGGUGGGGAUCGGCUGCAAAUCCUCCCCUCCCCGGCUCCCCACUCCCCCCCUGCACCGGACUCGGCGGCCGGCGUCACCCCGUUCCUGGCCACGGGCGAGGGGGCAGGAUUGUUCGACAACCAGAAGACGCCGGGCGUUCACCCCACCCCGGGCAGGUGAGAUGUGCCCCGGUGCUGCAGCAGAAGGCAAAAAAAAUAAACCCCACACAAUGUCCCUGCUCAUCCGACUUGGUGAGGGGGGGGCGGAAGAGUCCUGCCUGACCCCAAAUCCGGGGAUCACUUGGACCCGGACCACGGGAACAGCCAGGCAGGUAGAAAGAGGGGUCCCUGGCCCCCCACCGCCGGCGUCUCAUCUCCAGUCGUGGCCGAGCCCUGAUGCGUCAGAGAAAGCUGGAAAAAAAUAACCCCCGAGCUGCACCCGGCGAGAGGGGGAAAAUCUUCCUGACCCUCCAGGCACCCGGGCGAAGCCCUGAAGCAUGAGGGUGGAUCUGAGCGUGCCCGUGCGAACAGGAAUUUUUCAAUGAGAUGAUUUUUUUUUCCCCAUGGGAAAAGGCCGAGCCACAGAAACCGAAACUGUUCGGGGGAAGGUGUCGGUUCUGCUUGUGGGGGGGGUUAAAAAGGGUCAGAAAUGGGCUGGCACCACCUUGGUCGGUGCGAAAGGGAGGCUGCUUAUAGUGCGAACGGAGCCCAAGCGCUGAGACGGCGGCGUUUCCACGGACCGGCUCCGCCACCGGUCGGCUCCCGAACGCGGGUGAGGUUUCCCGGGCUGGGGGAGGGGGUUGAAAAUCCGCGGGGGCUGGGAAAACGGAGCCCGGUGCUGCCAGUGGUGGUGGGGGGUUCGCCUCCCGGCUCGUGCCCGGCAGGGCCGAUCCGUCGCGGGCAGACGGGGCGGAGGAUGCCGGCGCGGGGGCGGCUGGAGUCUGCCACGAAGCCGGCCCGACUUUCUCCGCCCGCCCGGAGUUUGGGGGGGAGCCCGACUCGUCACCUGUUUUGUACAAAAUAAACACGUUCUUUGAA